Physeter macrocephalus (sperm whale) is the source of this 7266-nucleotide messenger RNA. It is a transcript of the gene TUB, whose product is annotated as TUB bipartite transcription factor. Gene Ontology annotation, biological process: protein localization to cilium. Lineage: Eukaryota; Metazoa; Chordata; Mammalia; Artiodactyla; Physeteridae. Gene Ontology annotation, cellular component: cilium. The record is from RefSeq and is a predicted model, not a curated record. The transcript has 9 exons. The annotation marks the transcript as partial.
GUUCAGGAGGCCGACUCGCUUGCCAGUUUGCCACUGGGAGCUGCCCGCCCCACAGCACCAGCCUCAGCCAAGAGAACCAAGGCAGCCGCCGCAGCGGGGGGCCAGGGCGCGGCCUCUGGGAAGGAGAAGAAGGGGAGGCACAAAGGCACCGGCAGGCCAGCAGCACUGGCAGAAGACAAGUCCGAGGCCCGAGGCCCCAUGCGGAUCCUGACUGUGGGCCAGUCAGACCACGCCCGGGACGAGGGGGAGACAGCCACUGGUGGGGGCACACGGCCCAGCGGGCAGGACAUCCGUGCCACGAUGCAGAGGAAGGGCGUCUCCAGCAGCAUGAGCUUCGAAGAGGAAGAGGAGGAUGAGGACGAGAACAGCUCCAGCUCCUCCCAGCUAAACAGCAGCACCCGCCCCAGCUCUGCGACGAGCAGGAAGUCCAUCAGGGAGGCAGCCUCAGCCCCCAGCCCCCCAGCCCCAGAGCCGUCAGUGGAUGUUGAGGUCCAGGAUCUUGAGGAGUUCGCCCUGAGGCCGGCCCCGCAGGGGAUCACCAUCAAGUGCCGCAUCACACGGGACAAGAAGGGCAUGGACCGGGGCAUGUACCCCACCUACUUUCUGCACCUGGACCGCGAGGAUGGGAAGAAGGUGUUCCUCCUGGCGGGAAGGAAGAGAAAGAAGAGUAAAACUUCCAAUUACCUCAUCUCUGUGGACCCAACAGACCUGUCUCGAGGAGGGGACAGCUACAUCGGGAAACUGCGGUCCAACCUCAUGGGCACAAAGUUCACCGUUUAUGACAAUGGAGUCAACCCUCAGAAGGCAUCAUCCUCUACUUUGGAAAGUGGAACCUUACGUCAGGAGCUGGCUGCUGUAUGCUACGAAACAAAUGUUUUAGGUUUCAAGGGGCCGCGGAAGAUGAGUGUGGUUGUCCCAGGCAUGACCAUGGUUCACGAGAGAGUCUCCAUCCGGCCCCGCAACGAGCACGAGACGCUGCUAGCACGCUGGCAGAAUAAGAACACGGAGAGUAUCAUUGAGCUGCAGAACAAGACGCCUGUCUGGAAUGACGACACGCAGUCCUACGUACUCAACUUCCACGGGCGCGUCACUCAGGCCUCCGUGAAGAACUUCCAGAUCAUCCACGGCAAUGACCCGGACUACAUUGUGAUGCAGUUUGGCCGUGUAGCAGAGGACGUGUUCACCAUGGAUUACAACUACCCAUUGUGUGCGCUGCAGGCCUUUGCCAUUGCCCUGUCCAGCUUCGACAGCAAGCUGGCCUGCGAGUAGAGGCCGCCUCAUGCCCUCUGGGGUUGCCCAGCCUGGAGUGGAGCUGCCUGCCUGCGGAGACAGCCCUGCCGACCCCCUGUACAUAGGCCUCGUGCCAGGUGACCCUUUGGCUCUCAGUGGGCUCCCGGGCCCAGCCAUCCAGGAACUGGCUCCUGCGCCUCCACUGCUGAGGCAGAGGAGUGGGGGAUGUGAAGGGACCAGCGUGAAUUCUUCCUGUGCCCCAAGAUCAACACACACCCCCCACCCUUGGGUUAGUAUCCUGCUGCAGUCAUGUUUGCCAAGCUGAGCAGCCUCUUCAGCCGGGGAGGCAGGAAGAGGUGUAGAGGGAGAGGAAGCACAGUGCAGGGCUGCUGGGGCCCAGCCAUGCACUCAGCCCAACUGUGAGGGGCACAGUGAGUGUGUGUGUGUUAGUGUAAGUGUUAGGGCACGCCUACUUUACAGAGCAGAGGGCUGGGUAGCCGAGCCUGGCCCUUACAACUACAGCAAGUCCUCCAGCUUCAGAAGGCCUCAGCUGGGCCUGGGAAGAGUUAUGGGCAUGGGGAAAGGUGAGUGGCAGGACCUUGCCAGGAUUGCAGGGGCCCGGCUGUGGCUGUGGGAAUUGGCUGGUGGCCUAGGCUUUGAGCUCAUUUGAUUUCUCUGUGUGCACAGAGGCGGCAGGAGGCCAGCCCCCAAGGUCAGAUCUCUUAGAGGAUGGGGCCUGCAGGACGCAGGCUCAGCAUACAGGCGGCGCAUGGGACAGGGCUGUUCUGGAGCUCCGUCAGCUGCCCCAGGAGCUCCCUGCUGAGCAGUCCCUGCACAAAGCCCAUGAACCCCAGGACACCAGCCCCAGACUGCACACAGGUAGGCGUGCCUGGAGCUCCUGCCUGUGCUUCAGCUCCCACCGCAGUCAGCCUAGGCUGUGGUUGCUGAGGGACUGUAUGUGGUUCUUCUUAGCUGGGAAUGGGACAGGGUAAGGAGAGCAGGAAAUGUUUUAGAACCACAAGAGAUCAGAGGUGGCAGGACUCUGAGAGAUCAUCUAGAAAAUAGGACUUGCCCUGGGUCACCUGGCUGGUUAGGGGCAGAGUUCGGAGUUUCAGCUCCCUUGAUUUCCUUGUUUCCACCAUCCCCCAAGAAACUGCUCUCUCUGACCUUCCUAGGGCACAGUCCGCAUGCCCGUGCACCUGAUUCCGGAGACAGAAAUGUCGAGAGGUGGUGAAAUUGAAACCGUUUCAGUGGGAAAUUGGGCAGUUCCCUGCUGAAAGCUGCCUGGAUUUUUGCAUGUCCAUCUGAUAGGGACUGGCCUGUGCCUGGCUCCUCCCCGAGGGCAGGCCUUAGCAAGGUUGCUGCCCCUUUUGCUAUCUAGGUGUGACAGGUGGGUUGUGAGUGUUCCAGGGCUGUGCCUGGUCCCUCCCUCCACCGCCCUCCUCUUUGGAUGGCAGCAUCUACUCUGAAGACUUGGGAAGUCUUGCAUAUUUGUCAUUGACCCUGACAGAGGCUACUCGCCCAGAUGGAGAUCAGAAAUCAGUGGGACGCAAGCCAGAGUUUGUUCCCCACUUCAGAGUAGAUAGAUGUGCUUGGAAAGACUACAUAGAAGUUGGUUUUUUAAAAAGUAAAAAUCAUACUUUAAACAUGUUAGCAAGGCUCUGAGGUGAAGUUGUUUUGACUUCAGUGGGAGGUGGUAUGCUCAUUUCCUGGUAAUCUGGGUUUUCCUACAUUGAGUGCUUAAAGCAAGGCAUUCUUGUUCUAGCAGGGAUCUGCCCGCAUCUGGGGCAUAUGUCUCUGUGAGAGGCCCCUCCAAUGGUCCAGGUUUUGUUAACAUGGUCUAGUUUCUAGACAGCUCUUGACUUGGGGCCAUCUUUAGGGCACUAGAACUUUCUAUACUGGAGCUGGUCCACUUGCCAAUGAAAUACGGUCGUGCCGUCCUCCUUUCCGUAGUCCCAGUUUGGCUCUUCCUUUCUUGACUUUGAAAAGAGAGACCUGCUGACAUUUAGAAUGAUGGAAAGUAGAUGCUCUCUAAAGUCUAGUCAAGCUGUUUCUCUGGGUCAGUGAUUUUAAGGUAGAACAGGUUGAUUCUGGAUCCUCAUGAGAGUGGAUCCUGGUGGCAGAGUGGAAAAUUCAUCAGAAGCACAAUGGAAAACUAGUCCCCUGCUUUCUCCUCUAGUACACAGGGGAGGGGGCUGACAGAUGUUUUGGUAGGGUCAGGAAUGUGGCCUGAGUUCCAGCCUGGGCACGGAAAAGGGGAGCUCAGCAACAAAACCCUCUGUUGGGCAUUGAGUGACAAGCAAGAGCACUCGAGUCACCUGCUUAAGACCCCAGCCUCGCAAGGUCUGUUCUUAGGACCCCAUCCUUGGUGAUGCUGGUUUUGCUUGACCACUGGCCUCAUAGCCAUGGGCCCAAGGACUCAUAAAGCUGCCAGGGCCCCUGGAGACCACUUGGGCUCAGCCUCUCCCACAGUAAGAGUUUGUGCCCUUCAUACCCUCUAACCAGAUGGUCCUGGGUUGGGCAGGGAACUUGGUGAUGGAAUGAGCAGUCCCUAAGGGUGUUGGGUAGCUGGGACCUUAGGCAGCUCCUCUGCAACUGCUCCUAGCUCUAGCUAACUAACUCCUCCUGGGGCCACACCCCCAAACAAACAGUUCUACAGAGCAGUGAAGUUCACUCUUCCCCAAUUCUGGCUUUUCUUUCCUUCUGGCUCCAAGGUGCUCUGUGUCUGUCUGUGUGUCUGUGUGUGUAUUUGGGGCAAAGGGCAAUCUGAACAAUCAGUUGAGGUUUCCUAUUACAAUCAUAUUUCUACAGAUGAAUAGGAAAGGAGUAAGGAUGUAGUUAUGCUCACCGGUGGAUUUUGUUCAUUUCAUGCUCUUUGAUCAGAAAGUAUACUUGGGAAAGUACCAACUCUUUCUCCCAAGGUUCUGAUUGGGAAGACACCAUCCCCAAAAGUUUAGUUCUUCAGUUCCCACUUUGCAUUACCUGAAGAAAUUGGUGUGUUGCAUGUGUGCUUUUGGAUGAAUUUGAACUUUUAUUCUAGUUGAAUGUGCCUUAAAAAUCAUGACACUAAUUCAGAACGAGCAUGUAAGGUCCAGACCCAUGCUGAGGACAGGUGUUAAAAGCCAGGAAGUGUGAUAAUCACAGGCUAGAAGACACAACAUUUGGGGCCCACCUCCUUCAGUGACAAGCGCAACAAAACUGUAGAAGCAGACAUCUUUCUUUGCUCUGGAAAUGGUGGGGCAUUUACUUCUAAAUGAAUUUACCAUAUAUUUAGAGGCAGUUCUGAAUUUAACGAGCCACAGUGAUGACUUCAAACUAAGAGGCUUGUGCUUUCCUUACAGUGAGGGGAGAGGCUGGGCUGGCUGUGUCCACGGCUUUGCUAUGCAAGCACAAAUUCCAUCUCCUAGAUGGAGUCCCUGGCUUUCCCUUCCUGCGGUAACACCAGCCCAUCCCUCUCUACAAUUCUUCACCCCAGCUGAGAUACCCCUGUGACCUCAGGAUGCCAGGUGGCCCUCAGAGUACAUUUUUCUAGAUAGCUGAAUGAGUUUGCUUUCUUCUGGUGCCCAGCACUGAGUGGGGCCUGACUCCCCUGCACUCAGGGCCCAGCGUUGGGACCCUACACUGCCCUGGACCCUGGCUUGUAGAACUGUAGCAGCCCCAGGAACAGUAAAGGAUGGGCUCUUGUUUGAGUUUAGUGGUCACCUGUCCUUCCAUACCUCCUGUUUGUAAUUUUCUGUCAUCUCAGGAUAUGGGGGGAAAGGUACAGCAGAAGUAUUUGGGACGGGUUUGGUUUUUGAAUUUUCCAACCAAGUUGAGAGGCAAGUUGGUCUUACGGAAAGCACUACUGCACUUAGUAACCAUGUGAUUUUGAGCAAACCACGUGAUUUUUCUAGGUCUGUUUUCUCACCUACCAAACAAGGAGGUUGGACUGUCAACAGCUUGCAGUAGGAUUCAGGGUGAAUGAAAGUUGAUCCUUGCUUUCAUCACUUUCUAGCUCAUCACCGUGCCUUUUUUCUUUCCUAAGAAAGACGUCACACCCCUUUCCUCUUCUGUUGUCCCUCCCUGUCAAGGUCCAGGCAGAGCUGGAGAUUAGCCAAGAUCCAGAAUUUCCUAGAGAGUAACUCCUAGAGAGUAACAGUGUGGCUUAGAAAGGGAAGCCCGACUCUGGCCUCUUUAAUCCUGCAUUUGGUGACUAAGGGGACUUAGGAUGGUGACACUUCUCUUAUUGGGAGCAUACAUUUAGCCAGUUUUCAUAAUGCCUAGAAUGUGUAUGUCUAUUUGCACAAGAUUGUCUUUUCCUAUUUUGGAGUGGUCAGACAUUUUAUUUUUGUUCAAAAUCAUCAAGUUUUAGACAAACUUGCAAAACUGUGCUUUUAUUAAGUGACUUUUUGAAUAAACUCUUUGGUAUUCUGGAGCAAAUGUAUUUAUUUAUUGGUAUGUGCAAUGACAAAGUUGGUAUUUUCCCAUGACAUUAUGUAUGUUGUAGAACUUAGUGUUUGUCUGAGUACAGACCACAAACCCUAUAUCAACAAAUUAAACCUGAACUGUUUCAACACUGCUGUGCACUUUUUUCCCCCUAUAAAAGAAAAAACAUGUUUCUUACCUAAAAGUUUUUUUCUACAUCAUUCAUUCCUUCUGUCCUAAGAGCCUCAGGGGUGGGCGGGAGGUGGUGGUAACAAGGGGAUCAUAGCUUGUUUAGAAACCAUCACAUAUGGGUGGAAACUGUCUUCCCUCUGGCCGUGCUCGUCAAGUUUAAGGAUGGUCAGAACCACACACGCAGAGGCUGGAUGGGCUAGAAGAAGGGUAAGGACAGAAGGUACUUAAGUUAGAGCAUCCUCUGCAGGGUCAGCUGUGCCAGCUGGAAGAAUGGGCUGCUGCUUCCUAAGUAAACCCCUGUGGGCCUGGCCCGUACGAACAAAAACAGGGCCAUAGAGCUGAAAAAAAGGUGAGAAAGGCCCAAGUGGUAGAAAUAACAUGAAGACCCAGCCACUGGGUUCCUCUAGCCCUAUGCAGAGCAGCCUAACCUGUUUAAACAGGACUUGGACAUACUACACACUUGGGAAUUUUCUUUUCGGCCUGUGGCAGAUAUGAAGCCAACAGCAAGGGAGGCUGCAGUUGUGGCUGGAAGCAGACAUGAAGGCUAUGGGUCUGAUCCUGAGGGAGGACAUCAAAACUGAAGUCACCCAGACACUGCAGGACCUGUGCUCUGGGCCAUUCCCAGCAGUCAGGGUAGCCUUGGAGGGUGUCAAGGGCGACAGCCCAGCAGCACAGGACUUGACGACAGAGUGAGAUGCUGUUGAUGGCACUGGCAUGCGCACCUAGCACAGGCUACACCAUGGACAGACACUGCACAGCACUGCGAGGGGGGUAUUAUUCCCAAUGCAUAAAUGAGGAAAUUGGUGCUUAGAGAAGUUAAGGAGUAAUCAAGAAAAAGGAGAAACUUGGCCUAUUUACUUUGUAUAAGAAAACGGGAAAGGAAAAACAAGGUUAGGUACAUUUUAGAAACACUUGUGUGAAAAUGGUCAAGGCAAAGUCUGUGAUACUUCAUGUUUUUCUCAUUGCUGGGUAGCUGAAGUAUUAGAUUUUCCUUUGGUAUAUAAAUAGUCUGGGUGGAGGGAAUCUAAGAGUGUGGUAAUAAGUAGGGUUGGUUUAUUUAUUACUCCAGAUUUGGAGUUUUUAAUGUGGUCAACAGCAUUUCCUACCUGAACUGGCCUCUCCCCUUGGCUCUGCCUCUGGGAAAUAACAUUUGCAGGGCACUACUAAAAAGGAAAGAGAUUUUCGUUGUUUAGUGGUCAGGUUAAAGACAAAUCUCGUAAAUAGCCCUGGACAGGGUCCAUGGAGAGUCCUAGUUUACAGCUAUUAUCCUGGCAUAAGUAAAGCUCCCUUUCCCCAAAGUGUCCCAGAUUGGACCAUAAGUCAUUGGAUCAUCCAGGCCAUAGAGGGUGCAGAGAGUGGGGUCCUCACAAGCCAUCUCUUCUAGAGGCCAAACGUGCCUGCACUCCUCUAUGCAGCUCUCUGGGCCUGGCUCCUGAGCUC